Messenger RNA from Salvia splendens (bonfire salvia), 2192 nucleotides. RefSeq names its product protein NARROW LEAF 1. The coding region runs from base 313 to 2016 and encodes 567 amino acids. Lineage: Eukaryota; Viridiplantae; Streptophyta; Magnoliopsida; Lamiales; Lamiaceae. The transcript is spliced from 5 exons. The record is from RefSeq and is a predicted model, not a curated record.
AAAUACUACUGCAAGAUUUAGUACUAUGUGUUCGUACAAAGAAUUGAAUAUAUACAGCUUUAUGUGCACCAUUUUCCCUCGUGCCCAUAAAGUUUUCCCAUUUACCCCUUCCCCUCUCGCUCUCUCUCUCCCAUUUACACCUAGAAAAUUGCAGUCGGUAGUCCCAGAUGCACAAAGCUUCCCUUCAAGAACUCAGAGUUGUGAUACAGUUUCAUUCUCAAUUUUCAAGAAUAUGGCUGUGGUAGAAGAACAAGCCUAUGUUAGGGCAAAUUUCUUGUCGUAUACAGCUCUUCUUUGAUUUAUAGUGAUAGAAUGGAUUCAAGUGCACAUAACUCUGGUUCCUCAGAGUUGGGUUUGGAUUUGGAGAGAGAGUAUGACAUCAAUCUCAAUCUCCCUGGUUCAAGUCCACCGCCAUUGCAGAGCUUAGCUGCAGGAGGCUCCGAGAGCAAUGCUGCUUACUUCUCAUGGCCGGCUUGUAGGAUAGGUGAUGCAGCCGAGGAUAGAACACAUUACUUUGGCAAUCUUCAAAAGGGGGUUUUGCCGGAGAUCCAUGGGGGGCGCCCAACGGGGUUGCAGGCCACUACCUUGCUCGAGCUGAUGACUAUUAGGGCAUUUCACAGCAAGCUUCUGAGGCGGUUUAGUCUCGGUACAGCCAUUGGGCUUCGUAUCCGGAGGGGCUCUUUGACUGAUAUACCAGCUAUACUUGUCUUUGUUGGUAGAAAAGUUCAUAGGCAAUGGCUCAACCCUGCUGAAUGCCUACCUACAGCUCUUGAGGGACCUGGAGGUGUUUGGUGUGAAGUUGAUGUGGUCGAAUUCUCCUACUACGGAGCGCCUGCAGCUACCCCGAAAGAGCAGUUCUACGCUGAGCUAGUGGAUGGAUUUGGUGGGAGUGAUCCAUGCAUUGGAUCUGGUUCUCAGGUUGCUAGCCAAGAAACCUUUGGAACAUUAGGUGCAAUUGUUAGAAGCAGAACAGGAAAUAGGCAGGUUGGUUUCCUCACAAAUAGGCAUGUAGCUGUGGAUCUUGAUUUCCCAAGUCAAAAAAUGUUCCAUCCGUUGCCACCAAGCCUCGGACCGGGUGUCUAUCUAGGCGCAGUUGAGAGAGCUACUUCCUUCAUCAGUGACGAUCGUUGGUAUGGUACUUUUGCAGGAACAAAUCCAGAGACAUUUGUACAUGCUGAUGGAGCCUUCAUCCCAUUCGCGGAUGACUUCAACAUGAGAAACGCCACCACACUCGUGAAAGGCAUAGGCGAGAUAGGCAAAGUCAACAAAAUCGACCUGCAGUGUCGCGUGGAGAGCCUCGUUGGGAGGCAAGUUGAGAAAGUUGGGAGGAGUUCUGGUCUGACAAGUGGUACUAUAAUGGCAUAUUCUCUAGAAUACAACGACGAAAAAGGGAUGUGUUUCUUCACUGAUUUUCUUGUUGUUGGAGAGAAUCAGCACACCUUUGAUCUUGAAGGUGACAGUGGCAGCCUCAUACUAUUAACCAGCACCAAUGGAGAAAAGCCCUGCCCCGUUGGGAUCAUUUGGGGCGGGACAUCUAACCGGGGACGUUUGAAGUUGAAAGUAGGGCAGCCUCCGGAGAACUGGACUAGCGGAGUUGAUUUGGGGCGUCUCCUUGAUCUCCUUGAACUUGAUCUCAUCACUUGUGCACAAGGCCUUCAAGAUCCUCUGCAGGAGCAGAGGAGUGCAUCGGAUGCACGAGACUCGACUUCUUGGCCGAUAGAGUGGGCCUCGGCCAAGGAUAAGUCGGAGGACAACUACGACGUUCAUGCUCUAAGCAUUCCUCAGGCUUCUAGCGAUGAUGAUUCACCGCCCUUGUUUAGGAAUGAUGAGUUUCACAUCGAGAGUCGUCUUGAGGCAGCUCCGGUGGUCGAGCAUCAGUUCAUUGCUAGGUUUUCGGGCGAAUCUCCGGCAAACCAAGAGGAGAGGGAUAGUGAGAGUGCACAAGAAAUUUCUGUUUCUUUGCAGUUAGGUGAAGCAGAAUGUAAGAAAAGAAAGCUGUCUUAUUCGCCUAAAUGAAACUAGAAGCGUGUUUCGCAUUAGCACUUCCCUAUUUUUUCGUCCAUAUAGUAAUCGUGAAUGUUGUAAUUAUAGGCCUUUUUUGUGUGAGGGAGAAACAUAACCUCAUUGUUUACUGCUUUCUUUAUGUAAUUGUGUACAAUCAUAUUCUUGUUAAUACAUUUCAUAUUCUCAUA